AUGAAUGGUGCACCCGGUAGUGACCACCAUAUCCCCUUCCCCAUCGCGAUUCGCUCAAGCUAUGGCUUUUAUCUUGGCUAUUCUUGCGUGGUCUCCCGUGGUGUCUUGUCCAUUGUCUGGUUUGCUGUCAACUGCUGGGUGGGCUCUUUUGCUGUGACAGAGACAAUCGCUGCCUUGUGGCCCGAAUACAAAUUGAUCGAGAACCAACUUCCUACAAAUGCUCGAAUUACAUCGCUACAAAUGACUUCUUAUUUAGUCUUCUUCUUGAUACAACUACCUUUCUUUUUCAUUCCUAUGACAAGGCUCAGGUCAGUAUCGGUUCUUUUCUCGAUUAGCAUGGUUGUCUGGAUUUGCGCCAAAGCCGGAGACUUGCAAGGAAUCUUCAAUCAGCCUGCAAGCGUUUCUGGCGCCACUCGCACAUGGCUGUGGCUAUCGACAUUUAGUGCGACGACAAAUUCAUGGCUGAGCUCGGCAAUUAACAUGUCGGAUUUCGCCCGUUUCAGUAAGACAAGAUAUGCUCCAUAUUCACAAAUUCCGACGAUCCCGAUAAUCAAGACAGUUUAUGCAGUCUUGGGUAUAGCAACUGUGGGUGCUAGUCGUGUCUUAUAUGGGGCCGACAUCUGGAGUCCUGUUGAAAUUUUGCCACUAUGGACAGGAUCUGGCGGUCGAUUUCUCGCAUUCCUAUGCGGGUGCCUCUGGAUUCUCGCGCAGAUCUCAUGCAAUAUCUCGGCCAAUGCUGUACCUUUUGGUCAUGAUCUCAUGAAUGUCUUCCCCAUGUGGAUCAAUGUGCGGCGGGGGACGAUUCUCUGUCUCCUCGUCGGUUCGUGGGCUGUCGUGCCUUGGAUGCUAGUCAAUAGUGCAGCCGAAUUCCUUCAGUUCAUGAACGGGUACGGUUGUGUUGUAUGUGGAAUCGUGAGCAUCAUGAUUUCCGACUAUUGGUUGGUACGCCGGAGGAAACUGGACAUACCAGCGCUGUACGACCCGCACGCACGCUAUCGUUACUUCGGCGGUUUCAACUGGAGGGCGGCAACAACUCAGCUUUGCUUCAUGGCGUUAUCACUGCCUGGGUUGAUCAACCAGAUCAGCCCUUCCGCCACCAUACCGGAUGGUCUUUUGCACUUGUAUGAGCUGAACUGGUUCAUAAACACUUUAGGACCAUUGUUACUCUACUGGAUGCUGUGGAAAUUUUGGCCGGCUAGGGAAACUUUGGUUUCAAAGACGAUUUCCGCAGUAAUUAUACCAAGUAUGGGCGAAGAUGUUGGUGAGGGAAUGGGCUCGUCAGUAGGUAUGAGGGGCAAGUCGGAAAAGCAAGAAACUACGUCUCAUAUCUGA
Molecule: messenger RNA, 1332 nt
Organism: Pestalotiopsis fici W106-1
Lineage: Eukaryota; Fungi; Ascomycota; Sordariomycetes; Amphisphaeriales; Sporocadaceae
Exons: 4
Coding region: 1-1332 (443 amino acids)
Biological process (GO): transmembrane transport; nucleobase transport
Cellular component (GO): plasma membrane
Molecular function (GO): nucleobase transmembrane transporter activity
Source: RefSeq, a predicted model, not a curated record